Glycine soja is the source of this 1561-nucleotide messenger RNA. Its product is annotated as probable F-box protein At4g22030. Lineage: Eukaryota; Viridiplantae; Streptophyta; Magnoliopsida; Fabales; Fabaceae. The record is from RefSeq and is a predicted model, not a curated record. The coding region runs from base 102 to 1373 and encodes 423 amino acids. The transcript has a single exon.
ACUAAUUCUCAUUCUCAUUUCCAAUCUCUUCCAACCCCCAAUUCGAUCUCCUCACCAAUUAACAAAACACCCAAAGAGCAUAGAAAUCCUCCAUUAAUCUCAUGGCUUCCUUUCAAACCACAGCUAUAUUCUCCUCUUCCUUUUCUUCUUCUCCAGGAAAAGUCAACGCCUCUAUCCAUGUCCCUAACCCUCCCCGAGUGACUUAUCCUGUUCCAAAAGUACCAACAAGAAAGUUGCAAAUUGAGGAAUUUAAUGGAUCGCCGGUAGACUCAACCCCAUUAGAGAAGAAUGGCAUCACCACACACAUAUAUGAAGGUUUAUUCAGCCCUGGCAAGAAAUCUAAUAAGGCCACUACUGUUCAACUCUAUUCAAUUCUGGAGGCAGUAGCUGACAGAAUUGAAAUGCACAGAAACAUUGGCGAACAAAGAAACAACUGGAACACCCUUCUUCUAAACUCCAUCAACAUGAUCACUCUCACUGCAACAGCCAUGGCCGGUGUUGCUGCAGCCACCAGUGGUGACACUGAGCCGCUUUUGGCCAUGAAACUAUCAUCCACACUCUUGUUUUCUGCGGCCACUGGGAUGUCACUUAUCAUGAACAAAAUUCAGCCCUCACAACUCGCUGAGGAGCAACGCAAUGCUACAAGGUUGUUUAAACAGCUUCAUAGCCAAAUCCAAACCAUAAUCGCUCUUGGAAAUCCAACCGAAGAAGAUGUGAAGGGUUCGAUGGAGAAGGUGUUGGCACUUGAUAGAGCUUACCCUCUUCCCUUGUUGGGAGCUAUGCUUGACAAGUUUCCCGCAAAAUAUAAACCUGCUGUUUGGUGGCCUUCAUCUCAUCAGUUCCAAAGAAGAAGUAAAACACAAGAGAGCAACAAUGGAUGGAGUGAAGAUCUAGAAAUGGAAAUGAGGGAAGUGAUUGAAGUGGUAAAGAAUAAAGACUUAGAGGACUAUGAUAGGCUUGGGAACAUAGCGUUGAAGCUAAACAAGACUUUGGCUAUUGCAGGGCCAUUACUGAGUGGCAUUGCAGCAGUGGGGUCUUCAUUUGUGGGUAAUGGAUCGUGGGCAGCAUUGGUGCCUCUCAUGGCUGGCUCAUUGGCUUCAGCAGUUAAUGCUUUUGAACAUGGUGGCCAAAUAGGCAUGGUCUUUGAAAUGUACAGAAACUGUGGGGGAUUCUUCACGCUUUUGGAACAGACUAUUCAAGCCACACUUGAAGAGAAAAACUUGGACAACAGAGAAAACGGUCAAGUAUUUGAAAUGAAGGUGGCAAUGAAGUUGGGAAGAAGCGUUUCGGAGCUGAGACGACUUGCCUCAAAAUCUGCUUCAUGUCGUAUGGAAGGAAUUGCCGUAGAUGAAUUCUCCAGCAAGCUUUUCUAAUUAAGACAACAUUUCAUCACCACCGAUGCAAUAUUCUUUUAUUCUUUUUUUUUUUUUUGUUACAUAUAUUCUUUAUUAAUUGUAUAGUCCUCUGACGUAGAAGAACUGUAUAUAUAUCUGUAGGUACAUUCAUGCAAUUUACUCAAUGAUCGAUAUUUACUUCUCACAAUUUUUCUUUUCUUAUAUUA